Messenger RNA from Penaeus indicus, 1011 nucleotides. Its product is annotated as homeobox protein Nkx-6.2-like. The transcript has 3 exons. The record is from RefSeq and is a predicted model, not a curated record. Gene Ontology annotation, molecular function: RNA polymerase II cis-regulatory region sequence-specific DNA binding; DNA-binding transcription factor activity, RNA polymerase II-specific. The coding region runs from base 1 to 1011 and encodes 336 amino acids. NCBI's taxonomy places the organism in Eukaryota, Metazoa, Arthropoda, Malacostraca, Decapoda, Penaeidae. Gene Ontology annotation, cellular component: nucleus. Gene Ontology annotation, biological process: cell differentiation; regulation of transcription by RNA polymerase II.
AUGUUGGAGUUGAAUCAACCGCCGGCCUCGACCAGCGCGGGCGGCAUGCUGUCCUUCCUCUCGAACAUGGACAACCGCGCCGGCCUGGUCCUCAACCCGCCGCUGGCCGCCCUCCACACCAUGACGGACAUGAAGUCCUUAUAUUCGCAGCAAUCCGUCAAGUCCCUCUCGCCACAGUCCCCGCCACAGUUGUCGCCGCAGGGACUCUCGCCACAGGAGCUGGCCAUCUCGUACGCGACGGCCGCCUCCACCGCCGCCGCCACCACCACCAGCAGCAGCAUGGCCACGCCGCACAACAUCGAGAACAUCCUGAACCGGCCGAGUCCGCUCAUGACCACCUCGACGGGGCUCUGCGGCGUGGGCCAGAUGGGCGGCAUGUCCGGUCUAGGGCGCCUCGGGGGAUCCAUGAGCCUGUACAGCGGCCUGGCGGGCAAGAUGGCAGAUUUGGCGCGACCCACCUCCGUGUACUGGCCCGGCGUGCAGGGCAUGUUGCAGAACCCUCUCUUCUGGCGGGAGAGGUUACAGACCAGCCACGGGAUCCCAGCCAUGCCGAUGGACAAAGACGGCAAGAAGAAGCACACGCGCCCCACCUUCAGCGGCCAGCAGAUCUUCGCGCUCGAGAAGACCUUCGAGCAGACCAAGUACCUGGCGGGCCCCGAGCGAGCCAAGCUGGCCUACGCCCUCGGCAUGACGGAGUCGCAGGUCAAGGUGUGGUUCCAGAACCGGCGCACAAAAUGGCGGAAGCGCCACGCCGCGGAGAUGGCCUCAGCCAAGAGGAAGCAAGAGGAGGCCGUCGAGGGCUACAGAGACGACGACCAAGAGGACGACGACGAGCAGUCCGAGUCGAAGCGGCUGAAGCACAACCUGGACGAGCACGAGUCGCCCUCCGCGCCCCCGGCCCCGCCCCAGACGCACAUGGGCGCGCUGGCCGGCCACUCCGCCGCCGCCGCCUCCGCGCUCGACGCCCUCGACUGCCCUCCGAGCCGCGACCUGCAGCCCAGCCUGCAGUGA